This is a messenger RNA of Rhododendron vialii, 1639 nucleotides long. RefSeq names its product oxoglutarate-dependent flavonoid 7-O-demethylase 1-like. The record is from RefSeq and is a predicted model, not a curated record. The coding region runs from base 203 to 1252 and encodes 349 amino acids. The transcript has 4 exons. Lineage: Eukaryota; Viridiplantae; Streptophyta; Magnoliopsida; Ericales; Ericaceae.
CGACCGUCUAAAGUCGAAACGGAUAGUCGAGAUCGCACGAUUUUGUGAACAGUCUGUUUGCAGUGGCUCCGUGAAUAUCAGUUUAUCUCUUUCCUUAUACACAGAGUACUACUAUACGGAAAAAAAAAUGUUACAAUGUGUACGCCUUUUACCUCUAUAAAUACCUAACCUAUGUGCUUCUCUUAGGCAAACUUUCUAAGCAAUGGAAUCACCAAAGGCAUUGGGCUUAGGUAGUUCACUGAUGAGUGUUCAGGAGCUUGCCAAAGAGCCCAUGCUUGCCAUCCCACAGCCCUACAUCCGUUCUGAAGAAGAAGAACCUUCAAUUCCUUCCCAUGGAUCUGAUUCCCUGCAAACAAUACCUGUUAUCGAUAUGAAUCGAUUAGUAUUCGGCCAAACAGAUCUUGAACUAGAGAAUUUGCACUUUGCAUGCAAAGAAUGGGGCUUCUUCCAGUUGGUGAACCAUGGAGUUGAAUCUUCAGUGGUGGAGAAACUGAGAAAUGAAAUUCAAGAAUUCUACAAGCUCCCUUUGGAAGAGAAAAUGAUAUACAAGUGUAAGGAAGGUGAUGCUGAAGGGUAUGGACAAACCAUACUCAAGAAUGAAAAUCAAACAGUUGACUGGGAAGAUAGAUUUUACAUGAUCACCAACCCUAUCCAUAGAAGGAAGGCUCACCUAAUCCCAGAGCUCCCUUCAUCACUUAGGGAAGCCUUGGAGUCUUACAUCUGUGAGUUGCAGAAGCUUGGCAUGACACUUUUAGGGAUGAUUGGGAAGGCUCUAAAUAUAGGCAAGGGAGAAAUGGAGGAGUUGUUUGAAGAUGGGUUGCAGUCAGUGAGAAUGACAUACUACCCUCCAUGUCCACAGCCGGAAAAGGUGAUGGGCCGUAAGGCCCAUACCGACGCCGCCGGCGUCACCAUAAUUCUCCAAAUCAAUGGCGUCCAAGGACUCCAAGUUAAAAGAGAUGGGAUUUGGAUUCCUGUCAAUGUCCUCCGGGAUGCCUUUGUUGUUAAUGUGGGAGAUGUCCUAGAGAUAUUCAGCAAUGGACUCUACAAGAGCGUUGAGCACAGGGCAACUGUGAAUUCGGAGAAGGAGAGAAUAUCCGUUGCCAUGUUUUUCAAUCAAAACUUCCAGUCAGAGGUUGGACCAGCACCCACCCUUUUGAACCCACAAAACCCUCCACUGUUCAAAAGGGUUGGAAUGGAAAGUUUUUUCAGGGAUUUCUAUUCUCGCAAUCUUAGAGCAAAUGAGGAGAGCUGAAAAUGGAGUUGACAAUACUAUGUGUGAUCAUGGUCACAUAAUGGUUCUAAGUUUUAUUUUCCUUUGUUUUGUUCUUCGCCCCCCCCCCGCGAGUGUUUCUCUCUGAUUUCUUGCUUUGAGUAUUUUUCCCGACUAGGUUUCCCCUAGUCCGGUGUCGUCCUCCCCAGGUUCUGGUCUCCCCAGGCCUGGUGAAAAUAAAGCUGUGUUGGUUUGAUUUUGUGGGUUUUGUUGGGGUUUCGUUUGUUGGUUUUGGGAUCCGGUUGUCAGAAUGCUUCCUGUACCCGCUAAGGUCACGAGGGCUUGCCAGCUAUCCUUAAUGUCGUCUUGUUUUCAUCUAGGAGGUUGAUACUCGCUGAUAAUCAAGAGAUUGCCGUGUUGAUUUGUGAA